GAUUGUGUAGGCCGCCAUAUUUGUUAUGGUUUGACAUGUGGACUGUCGAUGACAACACAGGAGAGCGACUCGUGGUAGUAAAUUGGGGUAUUCUGGUGUCAUGAAAAUCAAAGACAGUUUGCAAACUGAGAUGGCAGACCUUGAGGAACAUCCUGAUUUAGAUAAUUUGGAUAUCGAAGGAGUUAUUGAUGGAUCAUCGGAAAGUGAAAUCGAUCGAUUAGAAUUGUGCUCCCCUGGCCUAGAUUCCCCUACUGAAAGAGGGGUAGCCAAAACGAAAAAAGAAGAGGACUUGAUUUUGAAAAUUAUAAAACAGACAAAAGUCCUUGGGUCUAACACACUAGAAUUAUGUGACAAAGGACUGCUACAAAUUCCCCGCGAACUUUUAGAACUGAAUAACCUUGAGUAUGUGUAUUUGGAGGGAAAUGAGUUGACCAGUCUACCUGAUGACUUUUUUGACUGCUUACCACGGCUGACCUGGCUUGACCUCAGGAGGAACAAACUCUUACGUUUACCCAGCGUAUACACUGGCAGACAUAACCACCUCCGAACACUUCUCCUGGAAGGAAACAAACUGCGAAGUCUUCCACUUGAAUUAGGUUUAAUAAAAAGUUUGAAUGGCUUGAACAUCAGCAAUAAUCCUAUCGAAUUUCCCCCCAAAGACAUCAUGGAAAGGGGGACUUCUGAAAUCCUGAAAUUCCUCAGGGAAAUGCUACAAGCCAAGUCUUCAGGACAACUUUUGAAUGGUUCCCCUGGUAAUGAAAGCAGUAGCAGUUCGGAUGACUGGGAUGAUGGGGACGACCUUCAGGAUUACGCCAAGAGGCGUCAGAGGACCCUCGCUCUGGAUGAUGCAAAGAGCACCACCACAAAAUCAUCCGACCCGUUCGGACCUGUGCCACAGCCAGUGGCCUUUCACCAACCGGUCAGUUACACGGACAAGAAACAGGAAAAGGCAGAGAAAGUGCGGCGGGCGGGGGCCUCAGGGACAGUUGAAAGUCGUAAAAAGUCAGCAAACAGUGUGAUGAACUGGAAAGUAAACCCGUACCCUGAACCUCCAUCAGAGGAAUACUCCAACUUCAAAAUGACGGAGGAACGAAGGCUGGCAAAGAUCAAGGAGCACAAACAAAAAACGGACGCCAUCAUACAGAGGAGAAAGGAUGACGAAUCUCUGAAGGACUGGAGAGUGAAGACGAAGAAAAUCCAGCAGAAAAAACAGUACGAAAGCAUGAUCAAGGGAACGAAAGAUUAUGUUGAUGCUGUUGAGAAGGCCCCUUUUGACAUUGACAAAAAUCACAUGAAGAUUCCAACUAAUGAAGAAAGAAUUAAGGAAGACAUUAAAAAUGCCCAUGAAAAGGUUCGUCGUGCAAUUUCACCAAGCUCCCGCCAACGCAUUGAGGAAGAGAAGAAUGCAAGGAUACGAGAACUAGAGCGACGAAUUAAACAACAUACAUCACAUAUGCAUGAAAGGAGGAAACUUCCUAAGGGGUCCCCACAGGAGGAAAUGGAGGCCGCCCGCAGGGAGUUAGAAAUUGUGAAAUCUCUGCAGAAAGACCUCCUGAAGCGCUAUCAGGAACUCAAAGCGUGGACCACAGAUUCAAAUGUUUCCAGAAAGUAUCCCCAUGCAUUUGGUAAAAAAAAAAAAAAAAAGAAGAGAUGUAUUGAUAUAGAAAGAAUAGAAAAACAGACAUUGCAUGAACUAUCAGAUCAAGAGAAUCAGCAUGUGUUCUCAAGAUUUAAAAAAAAAAAAAGGCUUCGAGGAUUGUCUUUUCUUGUAGAAGUUCUUUUGUGUCUUUCUCAGUCUGUUUCCAUUGACUAAACUUUUGUAGUAAAUGUUUACAUGCAAAGAGCUUAAGAACAUAUUGAAAAAAGGCUUUGAUACACAAGUUUACGAAGCAUGUAGGUGAUCUUAAAAAAAUCUUUUUGCAAUAUUAGCUUGAGUGUUGCUAGUAAUAUGCACAAUGCACUGUAUAAACUACUCCAGUUCUCAAAUCAUAAUCAUAUUGUACUCUCCAAGGAAAUAUUAGACCUUGAGUUUCUUAAAAUACCGAUUCUGCAUGGACAGACAGUCAAGUUCUUGUUAUGCUAGUCUACCUAAGCAUUGUCGUCAUGGAUAUCUAAUGAGCAUCAUCAGCAGACAGUUUAGAGUUCAAUAUAUUUCAUUCUAGAAAUGUUCAAAAGUUAGGAGGGUAGACUCACAAGAGGAAUAAUUUUGUUGUGGACUGUACCAUGUUAGGAGGGUAGACUCACAAGAGGAAUAAUUUUGUGUUGGACUGUAUCAUGUUAGGAGGGUAGACUCGCAAGAGGAAUGCGUUGGACUGUACCAUGUUAGGAGGGUAGACUCACAAGAGGAAUGUGUUGGACUGUAUCAUGUUAGGAAGGUAGACUUGCAAGAGGAAUAACUCUGUGUUGGACUGUAUCAUGUUAGGAGAGUAGACUCACAAGAGGAAUAACUUUGUGUUGGACUUUAUCACAUUUGGAGGGUAGAUCCUCCUUUUGAUCAUAAUCUUGAGUCAACUGUUAUACAUAUAGAAUAUAUAGUACCUAGUGCUGUCUGUUUGGUUAAUAUUGCUUUUUUUUCCCGUCGAAUUCCUGAUAUCUGAUUAGAUGGUAGGCCUAUACCAUAAACAUGAAACACUGCUAAAGGUUCUCUUGGAAUGUCAGAUAAAAUUUGAGCACACUUCUGUUUUGGGGAUUUUUAAUUAAAGUGUAUAAGGUUAUAUAUUCAUGUACUUCUCACAAAUUUUGGUCCACUGGUGGUAAAUUACAUUGUCUUUGACAGAGUCUUUGGACUGAUCUUUAAUUCUAUGUUACCUUGGACAGAGUCUGUGGACUGUUCUUUAACUUUCUGUUACCUUGGACAGAGUCUGUGGACUGUUCUUUAACUCUGUGUUAUACCUUUGACAGAUCUUUAAUUCUGUGUUACCUUUGACAGAUCUUUAAUUCCGUGUUACCUUUGACAGAUCUUUAAUUCCGUGUUACCUUUGACAGAAUUUGUGGACUGCUCUUUAAUUCUGUGUUACCUUUGACAGAAUUUGUGGACUGCUCUUUAAUUCUGUGUUACCUUGGACAGAAUUUGUGGACUGCUCUUAAUUCUGUGUUACCUUUGACAGAAUUUGUGGACUGCUCUUUAACUCUGUGGUACCUUGGACAGAAUUUGUGGACUGCUCUUUAACUCUGUGUUACCUUGCCUAAUGUAAUUAUUCUGCUAAGUAGAAUUGGAUUCUCUACAAAAGUAAUUUUGUACACUCCUGACCUUAUUGUACAAGUUUUCAAUGUAUUCUUUGUAAUAUCUUGUUCUAUUGUGUUUUUAUUUACACCUGUGUUGUGAAUUAUUUCUGUGUGUCUGCCGUCAGUGUUAGGUUACCUAGUAACUGUUACUGAGCUUGAUAGAUCAUUAUAAAUAUGUCGGUGUAAUAGAAAGAUUUGUUAGUACACGACAUUGCAUGGAAAUAGAAAUGUUAGAUACCGCUCUGUAGAAAAUAAAAACAGAUGUAAUCGUGCUAAUAUCAAUUUAAUUGUUAAAAAGAAUUGUGUCAAACAUUUUAAAAACCAUGAUUUACAACAAUUGAUGACAAAAAUAUUACAAAUAGCUGUGUUAUAAAGCAGUAGGAAGUGCAUGUACUGAAAAGUUUGAUAUGAAAGAGAAGUAGGUACUUUGAUUUUUUUAAUUGAUAUAACUAUUGAUAACUGGAGCUGUGUUGACAGUCCCUAACAUUUACAGGCAGAAGUUCUAUCAAUUCCUAUAGUGGUUUAGUCUGGCAUUAGUCCUGCAGCCACGUGGUCCGGCUA
Molecule: messenger RNA, 3786 nt
Organism: Ostrea edulis (European flat oyster)
Lineage: Eukaryota; Metazoa; Mollusca; Bivalvia; Ostreida; Ostreidae
Product: leucine-rich repeat-containing protein 27-like
Exons: 11
Coding region: 101-1813 (570 amino acids)
Molecular function (GO): protein binding
Source: RefSeq, a predicted model, not a curated record